AGGAGCGCUUACACAGUUUCUCAAGCUUGUAUGACCAGUGAUAUAGUGAAAAACAAAACAAGCAGGAGCUGCACAUUAUCCAACAGAGACGACAAGGUUAAGCAGAGAUAAUUCCAGCCAUGGGUAAAGAUCCUAACAAACCGAAGGGGAAGAUGUCCUCUUAUGCGUACUUCGUCCAGACGUGCAGAGAAGAGCACAAGAAGAAGCACCCGGACACUUCAGUGAAUUUCUCCGAGUUCUCCAAAAAGUGUUCAGAAAGAUGGAGGACAAUGUCUGCAAAAGAAAAAGGGAAAUUUGAAGACCUGGCAAAGAGUGAUAAGACCCGUUAUGAUCAUGAAAUGAAAGAUUAUGUUCCUCCCAAGGGUGAAAAGGGAAAGAAAAAGAAGGACCCGAAUGCCCCCAAGCGACCACCAUCGGCUUUCUUUGUUUUCUGUUCUGAAAACCGUCCAAAGAUCAAAGUUGACUAUCCAGGUAGUUCCAUUGGUGACACUGCAAAGAAAUUGGGAGAAAUGUGGUCCAAGCAAACGGCUAAAGACAAGCUGCCCUUUGAACAGAAAGCACUUAAACUAAAGGAAAAAUAUGAAAAGGAUGUUGCAGCAUAUCGUGCCAAGAGUAAGGGUGAUUCUGGAAAGAAGGGACCGGGCAGGCCAACUGGGUCCAAGAAGAAGGUUGAACCGGAGGACGACGACGAUGACGACGAUGAUGAUGACGAUGAUGAUGAGGAAGACGAUGAGGAAGAUGACGAUGACGAGUGACGUGCUUUUGGAGCAAGAAGACUUCAGCUGGAAUUUACAAAACAUGAAUGUGAACUCAUGCGGCUGAAAACUGAUUCUUUUUUUUUAAAUGUACAGAUGUGUAUAGCUGUAAUACAUACUUACUAGGGUAAUGCACUGUUUUGUAAUGCAAGUAGUAGGUUAUCCUGAAAGCAUUGCUUCGUUUCAUUGUUUUGCUUUCCCCUGGUAUGUGGAGUUCCACAGCCUGUUCAAUUUUAACUACUUUGUAGCUUAUGUAGUGUACUUAGUAUAUUGCAGUAAACAAACAAAUUGUGGAUUUUUUUUUUUUUUACAUGAAACUGUUUUUGUUUUAAUUUCAUGUAUAGGUCACAAUUUUUAUAAUAAAGUUUGUAUAUUA
Molecule: messenger RNA, 1131 nt
Organism: Polyodon spathula (Mississippi paddlefish)
Lineage: Eukaryota; Metazoa; Chordata; Actinopteri; Acipenseriformes; Polyodontidae
Product: high mobility group protein B2-like
Exons: 5
Coding region: 120-755 (211 amino acids)
Biological process (GO): regulation of transcription by RNA polymerase II
Molecular function (GO): DNA binding, bending
Source: RefSeq, a predicted model, not a curated record